Molecule: messenger RNA, 2373 nt
Organism: Kogia breviceps (pygmy sperm whale)
Lineage: Eukaryota; Metazoa; Chordata; Mammalia; Artiodactyla; Physeteridae
Gene: MTRR
Product: 5-methyltetrahydrofolate-homocysteine methyltransferase reductase
Biological process (GO): homocysteine metabolic process
Cellular component (GO): cytosol
Molecular function (GO): [methionine synthase] reductase (NADPH) activity; flavin adenine dinucleotide binding; FMN binding
Source: RefSeq, a predicted model, not a curated record
GCUGUAGCAGAUGCUUUGAAGUGAUGAGGAGGUUUCUGUUACUCUAUGCUACACAGCAAGGACAGGCAAAGGCCAUAGCCGAAGAAAUAAGUGAAAAAGCAGUUGCUUAUGGUUUUUCUGCAGAUCUUCACUGUAUUAGUGAGUCUCAUAAGUAUGAUCUGAAAACUGAAACAGCGCCUCUUGUGGUGGUGGUUUCUACCACGGGCAACGGAGACCUGCCAGACACAGCCCGCAAGUUUGUUAAAGCCAUACAGGACAAGACGCUGCCCGGUGACUUCUUUGCUCACUUGUGGUAUGGAUUACUAGGUCUGGGUGAUUCAGAAUACACGUACUUCUGUAAUGGGGGGAAGAUAAUUGAUAAACGACUUCAAGAGCUUGGUGCCCAGCGUUUCUAUGACACUGGCCACGCGGAUGACUGUGUAGGUUUAGAACUUGUGGUUGAGCCAUGGAUUAACGGACUCUGGGCCGCCCUGGCAAAGCAUUUUCUGUUGAGUGGAGGAAAAGAGGAGAUGAAUGGAACUCUUACAAUGGCAUCUAAUGCCUCCCGGAGGACAGACCCCGUGACACAGGAAUUACUACACAUUGAAUCACAGGUUGGACUUCUGAGUUUAGAUGAUUCCAGACGAAAGGAUGGUGAAGUUUUAGAGCAAAAUGCAGUAAACAGAGGCCGAUCGAAGACAUUGAUUGCAGACUUUGAGCCCUCGCUUACCCGUUCAAUACCCCCGCUUUCACAGGCCUCUCUGAAUAUUCCCGCUUUACCACCAGAAUAUUUACAGGUGCAUCUGGAGGAGUCCUUUGGCCAGGAGGAAAGCCAAGCACCUGUGACGUCAGUGGAUCCAAUUUUUCACGUUCCAAUUUCAAAGGCAGUUCAGCUGACUAUGAAUGAUGCCAUAAAAACCACUCUCCUGAUAGAAUUGGACAUUUCAAAAACAGAUUUUUCCUACCAGCCUGGCGAUGCCUUCAACGUGAUCUGUCCCAACAGUGACUCUGAGGUACAGCGCCUACUCCAAAGACUGCAGCUCACAGACAGGAGAGAACACUGUGUCGUCUUGAACACUAAGGCAGACACGAAGAAGAAAGGAGCAGCCUUGCCCCAGCAUAUACCUGAGAAGUGUUCUCUCCAGUUCCUUCUUACCUGGUGCCUUGAAAUACGAGCGGUUCCUAAGAAGGCGUUCUUGCGAGCCCUCGUGGACCACACCGGCGACGGCGCGGAGAAGCGGCGGCUGCAGGAGCUGUGCAGCAGGCAGGGGGCGGCGGACUACAACCGCUUCGUCAGAGACUCGCGCGCCUGCCUCUUAGACCUGCUGCUGGCCUUUCCGUCCUGCCAGCCUCCGCUCGGCCUCCUGCUUGAACAUCUUCCUAAGCUCCAACCCAGACCGUAUUCCUGUGCAAGCUCCAGUCUGUUUCACCCAGGGAAGCUUCAUUUCAUCUUUAACAUCGUGGAGUUUUGGUCUGACACCACGGCGGUGGCUCUGCGGAAGGGCGUGUGCACGGGCUGGCUGGCCACGCUGGUUGGAUCGGUUCUUCAGCCGAACACUCGUGCCUCCCGGGCAGACGGCGACAAGGCCCUGGCGCCCGAGAUAUCCAUAUCGCCUCGGACAACAAACUUUUUCCAUUUACCAAAUGACCCCUCAGUCCCCAUCAUAAUGGUGGGUCCAGGAACUGGCAUAGCACCUUUCAUUGGCUUCCUGCAACAUAGAGAGAAACUCCAGGAACAUCACCCAGAUGGACACUUUGGAGCUACGUGGUUGUUUUUUGGCUGCAGACAUAAGGAUAGGGAUUAUUUAUUCAGAGAGGAGCUCAGACAUUUCCUUAAGUGUGGAAUUCUCACUCACUUGAAAGUCUCCUUCUCAAGAGAUGCUCCUGUGGGGGAGGAAGAAGCCCCAGCAAAGUAUGUGCAAGACAGCAUCCAGCGCCACAGCAAGCAGGUGGCAAGGGUCCUUCUUCAGGAGAACGGCCGUGUUUACGUGUGUGGAGAUGCUAAGAAUAUGGCCAAGGAUGUAAAUGAUGUCCUUGUGGAGAUAAUAAGCAAAGAGGUUGGAGUUGAAAAACUAGAAGCAAUGAAAACAUUGGCCACUUUAAAAGAAGAAAAACGGUAUCUUCAGGAUAUUUGGUGAUAAAAUUGGAAAAUAAAGGAAGAGAAUUAAGCUUUUUGGCUGAAAGUACUAAAAGACAACUUUACUGAAGCUUGAGACUUCCGAUUUUUAAAAUUAAAAUUUUUUUUUAACAUUUCUUGCAUGAGGUCGGGGGGUGGCAUGGGGAGGGGACCGUUUAACAGUGUAGGAAGCUUUCAAUUCAGCUUCCCAUAUCUGCCCCCCAACCCUCCCCAAACCGCCCUGAGCUGGGAAAGGCAGCCCGCGCUCCUCCACCAGC